Messenger RNA from Megachile rotundata (alfalfa leafcutting bee), 2776 nucleotides. RefSeq names its product tyrosine-protein kinase Wsck. Gene Ontology annotation, cellular component: plasma membrane; signaling receptor complex. Gene Ontology annotation, molecular function: ATP binding; transmembrane receptor protein tyrosine kinase activity; protein binding. NCBI's taxonomy places the organism in Eukaryota, Metazoa, Arthropoda, Insecta, Hymenoptera, Megachilidae. Gene Ontology annotation, biological process: cell surface receptor protein tyrosine kinase signaling pathway; positive regulation of kinase activity; multicellular organism development. The record is from RefSeq and is a predicted model, not a curated record.
AUAUUAAUUAUCUGAAGUCCUUAUAAGUAUAAAAUUUUCAAAUUUAUCCGUGAAACAAGUACAGUUUCUUUGUUAACUUCUUUCUACAGUCAUAUACAAUCCUGCUUGUUUCGAAGAUUACUCAUUACUAACGUCAUGUGUGAAAUAUGUACGAGUGUAAUGUACGAUACCACACCCGUAAAUAUUCCUCAACGUGUUGAUAUUUACCGUAUUUAUUUAGUUUAUAGAGGCUCAUAAUCAUUCUUGAUCAAGUAAAAAAUGAUAAAAAAUCAAAGAUAUUAUUAUUACUUUUUAAUAAUCGAAAGAAAUAUAAUUGAUUACAGAGUUAACCUUAUAUAGUGACAUCAUUCGUUUAUUGAUUCAAAUGUAAACUAUCCGAAAAUAACAUUUUGUUAAUAUCUUAGAAGUAGUGACAUUAAUAAACAUUAAAUCAUAGACACAGUGUUAAAAUUACAUUACAAUAUACAAUGAUAAUAUUAUCCGUCCUUUUUUAUUUCUGUAAUAAUGUACUUAGUCAAAAAUAUGAGGGUUGUUUUCAAAGUUCUGUAUCAGAUCCUGAUUUACCAACUUUAAUAUUAAAUCAUGCUAGCAUGCCAACAGAAUGUAUCAAGGAAUGCCAUUCACGAUAUUACAUGUUUGCUGGAUUAAUGAAUGGACAGCAAUGUUUUUGUGGUAGUAAAUAUGGUAGAAAAGGUUUAUCUAAUUCAUGUGUGGAUCCUUGUCCUACUGAUCCAAGUAAUUAUUGUGGUAGUCAAGAAGCCAUGAGUAUUUAUUCAACUGGACAAAAAGGUCCUAGUCCACCAAGAAGUGCUCAAAUAACUCACAAUGGGCAUAAUAAUUUGCAAAUAACGUGGGAACCACCUAACAUAACUAAUGGGAAUAUUACCUCUUAUAUUUUAAAGGCAAUAGUUAUCCAAACAUUUUCAUCAAACCCAUUACCACCUAUAGAAAGUCAAAUACAAGGCGGUGCUUCAAACAGCACUAUUUUACAAAAUCUGCAGCCAGGCACAAAAUAUAAUAUAUCAAUUAUUGCCACAAAUACUGAAGCAAAUAGUGAACCUGCAUAUAUUUCAGGAUGGACACUAAUAGGUCCUCCUAAUAAACCAAAAACACCGAAAAUAAUAGAACGAACAAGUACUACUGUAACUGUUUUAUUAUCAGAAGGCAGUAGUGAAUCUGGACCUAUUAGUGCAUAUCAAGUAUUUGUUGUUCAACCUGGUAUAAUACCUCCAUUAGGUCCUAAUAUCACAUAUUAUAAUUAUAAAAAAUCAAUACAGCAAGGUUUAGGAUACUAUAUUACUGGAGAAUUUGACUCCUCAGAAUUCUAUAAAUAUAAAGUAUUUGUUGUUGGAGAUGGUAAAAUGAUUGGAGAAUAUUAUAAUGCGCCUCUAAGUUCUGAAAUGAUUCCUCAAAUAGGUUUAGCAGUAGUUUCUAGAUUUCAAAGAGAAAUACAGUUUGCUUACUCAAAUUUAAUUAAUAAUUUGAUAAGUAAUGAAAACAAGAACAAUGAAAUGGAUUCAAUAACAAUUACACUUUGUAUUGCAAUUGGUCUUUUAGGAGCAUUACUUAUAGCAUUAAUCAUAUUGUAUUUUGUAUUGCGACAACGUCAUGAAAAAUUCCGUAUGAGAAAACUUCCAGAACAACAAGAGCUUACAUUACAAGGACCACUAUAUGAAGUUGACAAUUUAGCAUAUAUUCCAGAAGAUGUACCUGAAAGGGUAAAUCAUUACCAAGAACUAAAAAAAAAAGUGUGGACAAUACCGCAAAAUGCGAUGAAAAUUAAUGAUACUAUAAUACGUAGAGGACGAUUUGGUACAGUUCAUACAGGUGUAGUUGAAAAAGAUGGAAAAUCUUAUACUGUAUCAAUUCAUAACAUAGCUGACAAGUUAUUAAAAGCAUCGGAUAAAAGAAAAAUGUUGCGAGAGUUAGAUGUUUGUAUUAGAGCAUCUCCUAUGAAAUAUCUUGCAGACCUUGUGGGAACUUGUGAAACACAUGAUACAUUAUAUGUCGUACUAGAAUUACCACUUCAAACGUUAAAAAGUCGUUUAUUAGCAGCGAGAUCUGGAAAUACAUUUCCAGUUAAUCAAAUGUUACCUAUAGGAUCUAUGAUAGCAUCAGCUUUGCAACAUCUUGAAAAUUAUAAAAUUGUACAUGAACAUCUUUGUGCACGAAGUGUAGGCCUUUGCAAUGAUUGGACACCUAAGUUAAUGGGUCAUGGAAUUGCUAAAUAUGCAUUGGAAGAUAUAAAAUAUACUCGAUGGACUGCCGUUGAGUGUUUUGAUAAUGGAAAAAAACAUCAACCUGGAGUUGUUUGGUCUUUUGGUGUACUUCUAUGGGAAAUGUUUAGUAUGGGUGGAACACCAUAUUCUAAUAUUUUACUUGACAAUGAAGUAGAAGAGGCAGUUGGAGGAGGAGCUAGGCUACCACAAUUACAAGAUACUCCUGACCCACUUUAUGAAGUUAUGUCAUCUUGUUGGCAAAUUGAAACUCAAGAAAGACCCACAUUUUCAGAACUUACAAGAUUGGAAACUUUGAGCAUUUGUCCAAUCACAACAAUAACAGAACCAUAUAUCCCAGAACUAGAAUUAAACUAAUGUUCAUAACAACAACAAUUUGUACUUUUAUUGCAUUUAUGUGAUGUUCGUUGUACACUGUACAUAAUAAUCUUUUAAGUACUUUUAAAUUCUACUUUUAGAUAGUCUGUGCAGUUACCAUUUUAUAUAAACUACAGUACACAAGAUUUUAUAUUACUUUCUUUCAGAUUUUAGGUUUUUUA